This is a messenger RNA of Fulvia fulva, 510 nucleotides long. RefSeq lists its product as uncharacterized. NCBI's taxonomy places the organism in Eukaryota, Fungi, Ascomycota, Dothideomycetes, Mycosphaerellales, Mycosphaerellaceae. The record is from RefSeq and is a predicted model, not a curated record. Gene Ontology annotation, molecular function: hydrolase activity, hydrolyzing N-glycosyl compounds. The transcript has 2 exons. Bases 1 to 510 code for a protein of 169 amino acids.
AUGGAUCCCAACUUCGCCAAAAAUUGCCGAGAAUUGGUGAUAAUGGGCGGCUACCUCGAUCUUAACCUCCUCCAGACAGCCGGCACCGUCCUCCUGGCAGAUCUUCAAAGCGACAUCAACCUCAUGAUCGAUUCCGAAGGCGCCAAAAUGGCCUUGACUGCCGAAUUCCCCAACAUCACCAUUGUCAGCAAUGCCGCGAACCAGAUCCAUGAAGUCAGCGCGCCGUACACUGAGCUCAUUUCCAACUACUAUGGGACCGAGUUCCCGCUUUGGUACGAGACUGCUGCGGCUGUCAUGCUGGAACCGUCGAUCGUUAAGAACAGCACGAAGUUUUACCUGGAUGUGGACACGAGUUAUGCUUCGCCGGGUUAUGGUAACAUACACGCCUACCAGAAAGCUCUGGCGCCGACGGCACAGUCUUUGCAGAAGGUCAACUUUGUGAUCGAGAUUGACGGCGAUGCGUUGAAGCAGAGGGUCAAGGAGGCUGUCCAGGCUUCGCUGAGCUGCUGA